UUGGACGCGUCACCCGACAAUACUUCCCAAUAGCCCAGCAGCCAUGUCGCUGCAAAACCCCGCUGGGUCACGCUGCGGCAGCUCGCUUAUGCAGCAGCACACCCUGCUCUCGCUGCCUGUCACCACUCAACCUCACCACCGCAACCCCUGGCCUGACUGACAGCCUGACUGAACUCCGUCUACGUCUCUCUCUCUCUUUCGUGCGCGCUCUCUCUCUCUGUCUGAAAUUUGGACGUUACUCGCUCCCUCCCGCUUCUCGGAUCUCGAACUCAGCGCCUAGGUCGUGUGUCAGAAACGAUUCAAGGCGGGAAGUUCCCGCAAUUUCCGCGAUGACUGCGCCAGUCGCGUCAGCGGAGCGGCCCUCUUUGCUGGAUCCAGCCAAUCAGACAAGGACAUCCUGGCUCAAACUUCGCGCCGAUAGAAAUUGUCGGCAGAGUCAGAAGUUCGUUAGCAGGUUAUUCCCCCCUGGAAGGCUUUUCCGAGUACUACUACGUUGACUGCCAGUGAGCUCGCGCUGUUGGCAAAACUGUAUACGAGAGAAACAAUUGUUAUUACUACUAUUCUUUCGUGCGACUCGGACUACUUGUGCAGCGUUAACAGUUCUAGUGUGGUAGGCAGAACGCACCGAAUCUUGAGUCAAAACGUACGAUUCACUGCCAAUGGCACCCCCCUUUUCUGCGUUGAGGCGUCUAGUGUAGAAGCUCGUUUCGUCAACGUAAGAGACAGCUCUCUAUUAGAUGUAAUGCAGUAGUACCGCCGCUAUAUUUCAGACACGCGACUUUCACUUGACUGCGACAAGGAAACUAUUUUCGUGCAUCGCAUAGCCAUGGAAUCCAAGGCACAUCGGCAGCAGCGGUUCCCCCAAAGAGUCCAGGUUUCAGCUCGGAAACGUCGGGAAGUCCCGGCCGUCGGGGAACAUUUUGAGGUCUCGGCCGUCGGGGAACAUUUUGAGGUCCCGGCCGUCGGGGAACAUUUUGAGGUCGUGGCCAUCGGGGACCGUGACUGCAGUCAAUCACGGUCAAUAUUCCCCGUUCUCCACCUCUCACGUUCAAAUACCCCUCUCCCGCUCACGCUCCUUCCGCUUUUCCUGCUCCUCUUGUCGCUCCUCCUCGCGUCGCCGUCGCUAGCAGCGAAACCUUUCGACCGGCGCGCGAUCUUUCGCGCGGCGGAAACCAAGUUGGCGGCGGGUGUCCCGCGGACGAUGGGUGUCCCGCGGCCCUCCGCCAUGGGCGAUUCGCUCCGUUUAAGCACAUCGCGGCUCGUUAAAAGCACGCUCCCUCUUGAGAAGGCGUGGCGGGGCAUGAGAGCAGGUCAAGCAAGCGAAACAGGGGAGGCCGCGACGGGCACGGGUAAACUCAACGAUAUGGGUUUCGCGGCGUUUCCCCUCGGCAACCAUAACGCGCCGUCGAAAAACAAGGGCCCAUCAUGGCAGUGGAAAAUCACUGUUCCCUGGCCGGGGAGGCGGGGUAGGGGCGGCGGCAAGGGCGGCAGCACGGGCAGCACUGGCACCACGGGCAGCACGGGUGGUACCGGAAACACGGGUGGUACCGGAAACACGGGCGCGGAGGAAGCACGAGCAACGGAGGAAGCACGAGCAGCGGAGGAAGCACGAGCAGCGGAGGAAGCACGAGCAGCGGAGGAAGCACGAGCAGCGGAGGAAGCACGAGCAGCGGAGGAAGCACGAGCAGCGGAGGAAGCACGAGCAGCGGAGGAAGCACGAGCAGCGGAGGAAGCACCGGGAGCGGCGGCAACACGGGGAGUGGCGGAGGCACAAGCAGCGGAGGUGGACUGACGGCGGAGCAGCAAGCAGUGAACGACGUCAUAGAAUUCUUGGAGCAGCGGAGAUUCACGGGAACUGCGACGGGCAUCGCUACCAGUGGAUUAAAUCAGACUCUGACGAGUACACUCGUCACCGCUAAUAUUACAAUCUUCGCGCCAACCAAUGGAGCGUUUUUCCGCAUGCCCAAGAACGUGCGGUUCGGAGGGUUGAGGAGGAAGCCAAUCGUUUUGAAACAGGUCAUGGCCUAUCAUGUGCUGCCACGUCGGCUGGAAUUCAAUGACCUGAAGGCCCUUGGGAAUGGAUACCUGUUGGAUACACUUGACAACGUGGCACUAAAGAAGAACAAAACGGACUUCUGGCUGCGCAUUGCCCGGCCAGGGGACACUUGGGGAGCGCGAGUGGUGCUUGGAAACAUGUACAUGUCCCCAUCAAUCGUCGUUCAUGGAGUGGAUACCGUGCUACUUCCAACCAAAGUGAAAAAUAACGGGAUCUGAUAGAUAGACCACCAUCCUAUAAAGUCGUUAUGGUCACAUGUGAGCUGGCUGCGUUAUGGAAUGGUGUGUUGUA
Messenger RNA from Closterium sp. NIES-67, 2347 nucleotides. The record is from the annotation of a GenBank genome assembly. NCBI's taxonomy places the organism in Eukaryota, Viridiplantae, Streptophyta, Zygnematophyceae, Desmidiales, Closteriaceae.